AUGUAUAAGUCGAUUGUUCAGUGGGCCGCGACAUAUUGGAGCAGGCUCCUUCUUCUAACCGUCCCAUUUGGCAUCGCCGCAUCGAAAUUGGGUUUCAGUCACUCGACUGUCUUCAUACUAAACUGCAUAGCCAUCAUUCCACUUGCCGAUGUGCUAUGUCGAGCAACCGAUGAUGCCUCAUCAUUCCUUGGGGAGACGUCCGGGGCGUUGUUGAACAUUACGAUGGGUAACGUAACUGAGCUAGUCAUAUUGUACGUCGGGCUUCCUACUUCUCCAACUCUACUGACAUUUCUUGAUAGCGUCCACGCCCUUUUGCAACGUCAAUACACGAUCGUACGAACAUCGCUUCUUGGAUCUAGUAUCGUGAAUAUACUCCUUGUUCUAGGCCUUUCCAUCGUAGCCGGAGAAACCCGCGAACGGGGUCAGAUGUACAACGUUGUUGCAACACGAAUAGCAGCAGGCAUGUUGUGUCUCACUUCAAUCAGUUUGAUAGUGCCAUCGACUCUCAGAUUCUCCUCCGAUGCAGCCACCCAGACUCACGAUGUCCUCGAAAUCAGCCGCGCGAUAUCAGUAGUCCUCGUAUUCAUCUACUUUGGCUACCUUUGGAUACAAACAGCUUCUCCCCGCUUCUCAUACAAGCCUCUCGCAGAACCACACAAAGAGGCAUGCGCUCCCGAAAUGGUCGAGAGCACUGAGCUCCACGUGCCUCGAGAUUGUAGAUCUACUUACACCCAGCCCCAUGACCCAUUGAUUCCAACUCUAGAACUCGGCUCGGAACUUGCUCUCACACUCAAAAGUACACCCGCGAAACGCGCGUCAUGGCUUCGUAAAGCAACUCCACUGUUCCUCCUGAUUGUUUCCACGGCCCUGAUAUUCAUAUGCGGAGAGGUCCUCGUCAGCAGCGUCGACCACGUCGUGGACAACUCCCCAAUCUCCAAGACAAUGGUCGGUUUAGUAAUUCUACCCAUUGUAGGUAAUGCCGCGGAACUGAUCAGUGGCGUUAUGUUUGCGUUGCGCGGACAAAUGGAUCUCGCGUUUGCUGUGGCCAUUGGCAGUGCGGUGCAGAUUGCGAUGUUUGUGACGCCGCUUGUUGUGUUGUUGGGAUGGGGGCUUGGAAGGGAGAUGGGCUUUUGUUUUACGGGUUUUGAGCGUGGGGUUUUUGGUGGAAGUGUAGUGUUGUUCUUAGUGAUGGGGGUUGGAAGGAGGUGUGGGAUGGUGAAGGGUGGAUUGUUGUUGGCUGGGUAUAUUGUUAUUGGGUAUAUGGCAAUGCUUACUUAG
Messenger RNA from Periconia digitata, 1278 nucleotides. The record is from the annotation of a GenBank genome assembly. Lineage: Eukaryota; Fungi; Ascomycota; Dothideomycetes; Pleosporales; Periconiaceae.